GGAGCUGAGCAUGAGGCGCCCCACGGAAUUCCCAGAAUUUCCCUGCCCGGAAAAUUCCCCCGGAUCCCCGGAAGAUUCCGGAGGAGGCUCCGGAUCCGCCUGGAAUCCAGAGGAUGCCGGGCCGGUGCUGAGGCUGCGCCUGCCCCGAGACCACCCCCGGGGACCCCCGGCCCAAACAGAAGCCGGUGGGAAGGAGCUUCGCCAUGGUGGCCAAGAGGUCGGACCCGGGAAUUCCUUGGCCUCGGAAUGCGUCAAAUCCAAGGACGGCGACGAGGAGAUCAUCAAGGUUUAUCUCAAGGCUCGCGCUGACCCCGAGGAGCCGCUGACGCCGCUCGAGAGCGAAGGGCGGCACGGCCACGAGGCUGGGAGCGCCCUCAAAAAACUCCGGGAAGAUUUGAGCACCAAACUCCAAACCCGGACGGAAUUUCGGGAAUUUGGGGAAUUUUGGGAAUUCCAGGGGAGCUCUGAGGUGGGGCUGGAGAAACGGAACCGGAGCUGCUCCUGCCGGGGAAAUUCCCGGGAAAAACCGGAGGAUCCCGAGGCCCCGCAGCUCCUGCGGAGGCUCCAGGAGGCGGAAAAGCGGCACCAGCGGGAGCGGAGCGGCCUGGAGGGGGCGCUGCUGCGGAGCCGGGAGGACGCCGAGCGGAGCGAAUUCCGCGCGCGGGCCGCGCGCGGAGACGGAGGCGGAGCAGCUCCGGAGGCUCCUGGCGGACAUGGAGAAGGAUCACCGGGAUCUGCUGGCGCGGAUGGAGUCGGGACAGGCGGAGCUGGAGCGGCUCCGGAAGGAGGAAGGGGAGAGAGCAGCACAGCAGGAGCGCUCAUCCCAGCUGGAGAAGGAGGUGGCAGCGCUCCGGGAGAAAAUCCAUCACCUGGACGACAUGCUCAAGAGCCAGCAGCGCAAAGUCCGCCAGAUGAUCGAGCAGCUGCAGAAUUCCAAGAGCGUGAUCCAGGCCAAGGACGCUGCGAUCCAGGAGCUGAAGGAAAGAGUUUCCUACCUGGAAGCAGAGAAUCUGGAGAUGCACGACCGGAUCGAGCACCUGAUCGAGAACCAAGUGAGCCGGGGCGGGAGCAGCGCCCGGCCUGCGCGCUCCAAGUCGGAAUACGUCAGCAGCAAACGCCUCCCGGGCCCCAAGCCGCUGCCCCUGAUCCGAGUGGUGGAAACCUGAAUUUCGGGAUCCGGGCCCAGCCGGAUCCUUCCCCUUCGGAAAGAUCGGAAUUCCCAGCUGGACUCAGAGCCCUUCCCGAGGGAAGAGGUUUGGGAUUGCCAUGGGCACGAUUCCAGGUCGGAAUCUGGCAUUUUCCCCCUUUUUUUCCCCAGCGAUUUUCCAGCUCUCGCCAUCCCCGUGUGGAUUCCAGAGGUUUUUUCCCAACCGAAUUUAGGACUUCACAUUGGUUUUUAUUUUUUUUUGGUUUUUUUUGAGGAGUUUCCAAAUCAAAAUCUCGGCUUCUGAUUUUUUUUUUUUUUUUUUUUUUUUUUUUUUUUUUUUUCUUUUUUUUUUUUUUUUUUUUUUUUUUUUUUUUUUUUUUUUUUUUUUUUUUUUUUUUUUUUUUUUUUUUUUUUUUUUUUUUUUUUUUUUUUUUUUCUUUUUUUUUUUUUUUUUUUUUCCCUGAAGAAAAAUUCCAAAAAAUCUGGGAGCCGCCAUCUCCGACCUCCAGCACCACACUUGGACUUGGAAAAUGCUCUCCCAACCCUAAAAAUUCCAUGUUUUUCCUGCAGAAUCCUGUGGUUUUUCUCACAGAAUUCCAUGCUUCUCCUGCAGAAUUCCAUGCUUUCCCCCCCCCACCCCCCCCAAAUGAUUAUUGUUGGAAUUCCCGCGAUUUUGGGAUUUUAUUCCCUGUAUUUAUUUCCCUAAAUUAUCAGAGUCUCCCGGUGAGGUGGGGGAUGGGCACAGGCCGGAAUUCCUGGGAAUUUUGGCCCAGGACUGCCCCAAUCCCACGUUUGACCCCAGAGGCUCCAACCGGGAUCCCUUGGGAUUCCCUUGGAAUUUUUUAAUUCCUGGUUUUCUUAUUAAAAAUAAAAAAUUCUGUCUGCUUUAAA
Molecule: messenger RNA, 2038 nt
Organism: Vidua macroura (Pin-tailed whydah)
Lineage: Eukaryota; Metazoa; Chordata; Aves; Passeriformes; Viduidae
Gene: TUFT1
Product: tuftelin 1
Exons: 13
Coding region: 11-1420 (469 amino acids)
Source: RefSeq, a predicted model, not a curated record